Cuscuta campestris is the source of this 3053-nucleotide messenger RNA. NCBI's taxonomy places the organism in Eukaryota, Viridiplantae, Streptophyta, Magnoliopsida, Solanales, Convolvulaceae. The record is from the annotation of a GenBank genome assembly.
AAUCUCUCACUGUUUGGGUUCAUGCUCUUGCGAGCUAAAGCUGCUCUUCGAUUUCCUUCAUAAUACUCUCAGAUCGCCGGCGAACUGCCGCCGGGACAAAAUCCCUCCGUCUCCAAAGUCGCCGUCCACUUCCCCCCAAAUCAAAUCCAUCCGAACCUCAACCCCGCCGAUUCAAAGAUUCGGGAGCGGGAGUGAGCGCAAGUUCUGCGUUUCAUGCGGCGCUGCUAGCAUGCACGACCGCUCAAUUACGCCGAGUUUCUUCUGUUUAAUCCGAAGCUUAUCGGAAUCGGAGGCUCCGAUUUCCAGGGCGACGAGCUGAUAGAUUGCGGGGAAGAUAAGAACAGUGCGGGAGGAAGAUGUCGAAUCAAGUGGUGAAGGUGAGGAGAGAAACAAUUGCGGCAUGCAUGACCUGCCCUCUUUGCAGUAAGCUCUUCAGAGAUGCGACCACCAUUUCAGAAUGCCUUCAUACGUUUUGCAGGAGAUGCAUUUACAAGAAGCUCUCGGACGAGGAGACAGAAUGUUGCCCAAUUUGUAACAUUGAUUUAGGCUGCGUCCCACUUGAAAAACUGAGGGCAGAUCAUAAUCUGCAAGAUAUUGGUGGCAGGGACGGGAACAUUCCAGUUUCGUUCAUUCAAAAGUACCUGAUGAGAAAAUUGGAUCUUGCAAGUGAAGAUGAGGUUGAAAUCAGAUGCAUGGGGCAGCCGAUAGUACCCACUUUACAGCUAAACAGUUUGCUGGAUAUGUGGCUUCAAAUGGCUUCUGCUGAAAGGGUAUCCGUUGCAAUUGGUUCCUCGGCCAAAGAUUUCGUCAUGGUGCUCGCUUAUGCCCGUAAGAGGGAUGGAGCUCCGUUUUCUGCGAGUAACGGAUGUGGAGAAUCGGACUUGGAGUCGGAGCCCAAUUCGAAGCGUCGCCGCCGGUCGUCGUCCUACACCGCUUUAUCAGAUCGGACACGGGAGCUGUUAGAAGAGAAGGUGUCCUUUCCAAAUGUAUCCAAGUGUCGACUAAAACACAUCAAAGCUUCAAUCUUGGCACCCGGUUUUAGGGAUGCUCCCGAGCUCCCCGACUCACUUGCCCUAAAUAAGGAAUAUAAGAUCGGGUCGUAUUUCGACACCGAAUGCCUGACAUAUUCUGAAACCUUCCAACAUGUGCCAAAUGUCGAGGCAGGCAAAGAACUGAAUGUUUUAGAUUUGCUAGGGGAUGACCUCUUGAGUUUCAGCACUAGUAGCCAAAAUGAUCCUAGCUCAAGCAGAACAACACGCAGAGAGAAUGUUAAUGUGGAAAGCACCGUAAACCUGAAGGGUAAAUACGUUAUGAUUUGUUGCGUGUUUGUGCCUUCGAUUUGGUCUUCAGCCGAUGGCCCCAUGGUUUAUCACACAGCUUUAGCAUCUCAUGAGCUGGCUAGAAGAGACGAUUUCGUGCUGGUGGUGGUGCCAAUGAUGAGGGAGGGUUUCGCUCAUUCCUACUCUGCCUAUCAACACUUCUUGUUGGGAUUUUCCUGCCUUGCUGUUCCUUUCUGCGACUCUCAUCAGCGUGAGUACAUUUGCUCGGCACUCGGUUUUGAUGGUAAGAUUAAAGCUGUGAUUCUAGAUCCAUCUCAGAAGGUCCUUUACCAUGGCCCGCCCAUCAUGUUUUCUCAGUUUGGAGGAGCUGAACAUGGUUCCUUUCCCUUUACUCCAGAGAGAAUGGAUAUUUGUUUACGCCGUGGCGGUGUUUUACAGGAUCUCUCCCUCAAUGAACUUCUGGGCCUUAGCGACACUGAUGUUCUAUUCAAUAUUUUGAAGGAUGCCCAGAUUACUAUUUCAGAACUUAAACAGAAGUUUGUGGGGCUUUAUGUGUGCUCUGAUUGUAGAAGCUUAAGGAAGCUUCAGGAGGUUCAUGAGGAAUGUAGACGACAAAAGUAUGAGCUUGAGAUUGUGGUGGUGUGCUGUCCCUUCGAGAAGCAGGUGCCCCCAAAGUUGCACGAGAAGUUAAUCAUGGAUGCACUUGCAAGUUUUAAGCUGAUAGGCUGGUGGGGUUUUCCCUUCAACAACACCGUAUUCCAUAGGCUAAUGCGAAUGCGUGAAAUUGAUAGUGAUCGGGAAGGUCUUUUCAUAGUGGAUCCCAUUGAAAAGUAUGUGGAUCCCUAUGGGUUACCAAUCAUCAGUGAUUUCGGCAUGGAUGGUUAUCCCUUCACUAGGAGGAAAUUGAUUGAUAAGGAAUUUCAAAGGAAAAUGGGACUGAGUUUGAAGUCAUUACUACUACCUUGGGAUUGUGUUUAUGGCAUGCGUGAUACCCUUACGCGCUGGAUGGUUGAUUAUUCUACUGCAUUGCUUAAGAACUACAUUGUUGUUCUUUAUCUGUUCAAAGAGAAGGAGAAAUUUCUAGCUGAUAGAUUGGGUGCAAGGUAUAAAAAGAAUUGGAAGAGAAAGCAUUCAAAUGUUGUGGUGGUUGCUGUAAACAUAGAUGGUAGCCGCACUAGUGAUGAAGAUUUCAUGGCUAGGGGGUGGUUCGUAUGCCGUGCAAAACCAACCAAGUCAGCUAAACUCUGUGAUGAGUUCUUCCAUCCUCUCUGUAAUCCAUGUGAGACUGUUGUUGCAUUUGGAGAUGAUGGUAUGAUUCAGUCUAUGGAUCCAAAUCACAUUUUGAAAUGUCGACAUCCUCCUUUCCAUGGCGAUCUACGUGACGAGAUUGCUCGGGCAUUUGAUGACGCCGGGCUUCAUUACAUGCGACAUUAUAACUACUCUUAAUGACGGGAACGGUAAGUUGUUGCGUCAGACGGUAGGCAAUACCGCCGGGCCAGUACCGUUCUACCGCCACCCUCUUUUUUCCAUCCUCAUCUUCCGGUCUCUGUGACCGCACGGGGCGCACGGUACCUAGUUACCGAAGGCCGUCGGAUUGAUAGUGACUACCGGAAGGGUCGAGCUGAUCUCCCCCAAGCGGUUCGCCGAUGUAAUAAGAAAUUUAAGGAAGCUUCAGGAGGUUCACGAGGAAUGUGGAUGGCGUGCCCCCAAAGUUGCAUGAUGAGUUGAUCAUGGGUGCUCUUGCAAGUCUUAAGCUGAUAGGCUGGUGGUUGU